AUGAGGAGGGGAGAGGUAGAAGAAAGAAAGAAGAGGAAGAAGAAGAAGAAGAAAGAGAGAGGAGGAGAAGAAAGAAGAAGAAGAAAAGAAGAAAGGAAGAAGAAGAAAAGGAAGAAAAGA
Triticum urartu is the source of this 120-nucleotide messenger RNA. The record is from RefSeq and is a predicted model, not a curated record. NCBI's taxonomy places the organism in Eukaryota, Viridiplantae, Streptophyta, Magnoliopsida, Poales, Poaceae.